AUGGAAAUUAAAAAUAUCCUUGUUUUGAUGGCAGGAGGAAAGACUCGGACGAAGGACAAAUACAGAGUGGUGUACAGUGAUGUCCAGCGCUUGGAGCUGGAGAAGGAAUUUCAUUUCAGCCGCUACAUCACCAUCAGACGGAAGGCGGAGCUCGCGGUGGCCCUGAGCCUAUCAGAACGCCAGGUGAAGAUCUGGUUUCAAAACAGACGAGCCAAAGAAAGGAAAAUGAACAAGAAGCGACUCCAGCAGGCUGAGCAGAGCUCCACAUUCACACUGGUCAGCGCAUCCGGUCACGCAAACACCGCCAUGGUCAGCAGCACCAAUAAUGGCUUGAUGACAGACAAUAUAUCGACGAGCAUCAAAGAGGAAUACUGAAAACUCUUCCAGACAGAAGGAUAAACAGUACAUGUUUACAUGGUUUCAGUGACGCUGAGCGCAGCGUUCAUAUUGCACUACACGAAUGACACGCAAACACGUUUUAUUGUGAAUAAGACGCACAGUAUUUCAAUUUUUGUAAAAAAUGAUGAUCUCAGAGUAUGUU
Sinocyclocheilus grahami is the source of this 541-nucleotide messenger RNA. RefSeq names its product homeobox protein CDX-like. Bases 1 to 375 code for a protein of 124 amino acids. Gene Ontology annotation, cellular component: nucleus. Gene Ontology annotation, molecular function: RNA polymerase II transcription regulatory region sequence-specific DNA binding; DNA-binding transcription factor activity, RNA polymerase II-specific. The record is from RefSeq and is a predicted model, not a curated record. The transcript is spliced from 2 exons. Gene Ontology annotation, biological process: anterior/posterior axis specification; embryo development; animal organ morphogenesis. NCBI's taxonomy places the organism in Eukaryota, Metazoa, Chordata, Actinopteri, Cypriniformes, Cyprinidae.